This is a messenger RNA of Arachis duranensis, 1168 nucleotides long. Its product is annotated as stem-specific protein TSJT1. The record is from RefSeq and is a predicted model, not a curated record. Lineage: Eukaryota; Viridiplantae; Streptophyta; Magnoliopsida; Fabales; Fabaceae. The transcript is spliced from 4 exons. The coding region runs from base 137 to 886 and encodes 249 amino acids.
AACCAUUUUUUGCAUCUCUAAACGAAAUAGCAUAAUCUUUCAGCAGAUUCUUCUCUUUCCACACAGUAAACUACCCGUCUUUCCUGGUUUCUGUUCUUCACUUUCCACUCAACGAUCCAAGAACAGGGAAAAGAAAAUGCUGGCGGUUUUUGAGAAGUCGGUGGCGAAGAGCCCAGAGGCUCUGCAGAGUCCUCAGUCAAACUCUGUUUCAUCACUCAAAGAUGGGUUUUUGGCGCAGCACUUCUCAUCUGUUCAUCCUGGCUCCGUUACCGUCAAUCUUGGCUCUUCAGGUCUCUUGGCCUAUUCUCUUGAGAGACAGAACCCCCUUCUCCCAAGGCUAUUUGCGGUUGUGGAUGACAUCUUCUGCUUGUUUCAAGGCCACCUUGAGAAUGUUGCUCAUCUGAAGCAGCAAUAUGGAUUGAAUAAAACGGCAAAUGAGGUGAUCAUUGUCAUAGAGGCAUACAGAACUCUCAGAGAUCGUGGUCCCUAUCCUGCUGCUCAGGUCGUGAGAGAUUUCCAAGGCAAAUUUGCGUUUAUUCUGUUUGACAGUGGUUCUAAAACCGCAUUUAUUGCUGCAGAUGCUGAUGGGUGUGUUCCCUUCUAUUGGGGAGCUGAUGCCGAUGGAAAUCUUGUUCUUGCAGACGAGAAAGAGGUUGUAACUAAGAGCUGUGGGACAUCUUCUGCACCAUUCCCUAAAGGAUUCUUCUUUACAACAUCCGGAGGUUUGAGCAGUUUUGAGCAUCCACUUAAUGAGGUGAAGCCUGUCCCAAGAGUUGACAGUUCUGGUCAGGUAUGUGGUGCAACUUUCAAGGUGGAUGAAGCUAAGAAGGAAUCAACUGGCAUGUCAAGGGUUGGGAGUGCUGCUAACUGGUCGGAUAAUAUCUAAAUAUGAACUCUGUUUGAACUAAGGCUUUUAUUAUAUGCUAGACUCGGUUGAAUUUUCAUGUUCUAUUACUCAUAUGUACCCAUCAAAUGAAAACUUUUGAGGUCCUAAGGAGGCUUAGCUUAUCAUAUUAGUUAGCUUCCCGGGCAGAAAUGUGAUUUCGUGAUGCUAUGCAAGUUGGUCGCAAACAAAUAUUGAGCCGAUACUCUCCUGACCCAUAUGUAAUAAUGUCAACUGAGGUUCAUCCUAGUGAAGAUUGUUUGCUGCCUUUGUGUGGCCUUUUAA